CUUCAAAAUACGUGAUUCCUUCAUCACAAGUAUUCGCGAUAGAGCAAGCGCUACUUCCAAAACAUGGCUGCCCCCGGUACAACUGUCGUAAUUGAUAACGGAUCGGAUACGAUCAAAGCAGGGUUUUCUGGAGAUAAUGUCCCAAGGAACAUUUUUCCAUGCCUUGUGGGAAAACCUAGGCAUGGGGCAAGAAUGUUUGCAAGAGGUCAAAAGGACAGUUUUAUCGGACAAGAAGCGCAGCAGAAGAGAGGUUUACUCGCUGUCGAGAGUCCCAUUGAGAAUGGCAUCAUUACAAAUUGGGACGACAUGGAACUGAUUUGGAAUCACACUUUCCAAAAUGAGCUGAGAGUUUCACCCAAAGAGCAUCCAGUUUUGCUAUCUGAGGCUCCGAUAAAUGUUAAAGUCAACCGCGAAAAAAUGGCUCAAAUUAUGUUUGAGACCUUCAACUCUCCAGCUAUACAUAUAGGCAAUCAAGCUGUGUUGUCCCUGCAUCACUAUGGUAAAACUAGAGGUGUGGUAAUGGAUUCCGGAGAAUGUGUAUCCCAUGCAGUGCCUAUCUACGAUGGCCGUGUCGUGCCCAACGCAAUACUACGUUUGAAUAUGGCAGGCAGAGAGCUAACAAGUCACCUUUCUAAUCUAUCUAAGAAACGUGGAUAUUCCUUUACAUCGUCCAUCGAGUUUGAAAUCAUGCGCAAUGUCAAAGAAGGUCUUUGCUUUGUCGCUCUAGACUUUGCGCAAGAAAUGAAGACUAAAUCAGAGAAAACCUAUGAACUUCCUGAUGGGCAAGCUGUUACUUUGGGCGAUGAAAGAUUUCGCUGCCCUGAGGCUUUGUUUCAGCCUUCGGCCUUGGGAAAAGAGGGAGAUGGUAUCCACAAAAUGGUGCACAAUGCCAUCAUGAAGUGUGAAGCAGACAUCAGACGAGAUCUGUUCGCGAACAUCGUUCUCUCUGGGGGAUCUACCAUGUUCCCAGGAAUGGCCGAACGUAUGCAGAAGGAAAUUUCCGCUCUUGCUCCUAGCAAUACAGAAAUCAAAGUUCUGUCUUCCCCGGAGAGGAAGUACUCUGUAUGGAUUGGCGGAUCCAUUCUUUCUUCCCAUUCCACCUUCAAUACUUUGUGUAUCAACAAAGUGGAUUAUGAUGAAAGCAGGCCAAGCGUUGUUCAUAAAAUUUUCUAA
Messenger RNA from Saccostrea cuccullata (small rock oyster), 1173 nucleotides. RefSeq lists its product as uncharacterized. The coding region runs from base 64 to 1173 and encodes 369 amino acids. The record is from RefSeq and is a predicted model, not a curated record. The transcript has 2 exons. Lineage: Eukaryota; Metazoa; Mollusca; Bivalvia; Ostreida; Ostreidae.